Molecule: messenger RNA, 964 nt
Organism: Mobula hypostoma (lesser devil ray)
Lineage: Eukaryota; Metazoa; Chordata; Chondrichthyes; Myliobatiformes; Myliobatidae
Exons: 7
Coding region: 201-944 (247 amino acids)
Biological process (GO): positive regulation of canonical Wnt signaling pathway; protein polyubiquitination
Cellular component (GO): cytoplasm; nucleus
Molecular function (GO): ubiquitin-ubiquitin ligase activity; RNA binding
Source: RefSeq, a predicted model, not a curated record
GUUACCGUUUCUGGCGGAACUACAUUACUUCCGGUGCGGAGGAAUUCAAACAACUGGCCAUACGGAAGGGACGCAUUUCGGCGCGCGCCGUUUCCACGGCUGACGCAAUUGAACUGCGACGAGCGAGGUCCAGUACCACAUGUUUUGCUUCGAGCCCUUCCAGGGAGGUUGCUGAGCUCCCCACUACCGGACUGGAUCAGAUGAUACAUGAGGAGAAACAGCUGUCUGCACUGAGCUCCCUUCAGAACUCCACAGAGAAAUGUCUGUUUGAAACGGUGGAGGGCGAGACAGAUUCCGAUUCGACAGAUUCAUUAGGCGACCAGCUCUACGACCUGGUGGACAUUCACAAUACUGGGCGCAGUGAGAAAAUAACAGGAAUGCUGCUGGAGUUGGGACGUGCUGAAGUAAAGAAACUGGUCAGUGAUCCACAGCUGUUGGAACAAAGGAUUCACGUUGCUGAGAAAGCACUUCAGCAAGAAUUGCCUCAUGAGACGAAAGUUUCUGAUUUGGACCUUGACGAUGCGAAGGAGAAGCUUGGAGAGAAGAUUUUCGAACAGGUAGAGAAGAUUGAUCCUCAGAACUGUGCUUACAUUACAGGAAUGCUUUUGGAACUGGACCCUUCUGCCAUUCAGACUUUGCUGACAGACAGCCUGGCACUAAAAGGUGCUGUCGAGAGGGCCAAGUCUGCACUCCCACAGCGAUGCUCAGAUUCCGAUCUGAAUGAUGAGGAGGGAAGUGAUCUGGACAGCGAGACUGAGAACCUAGGAGAGGAGUUGUACUGUUACAUUAACAGCACAAAAUAUGGUCAGCACUCCAGCAAGAUAACAGGCAUGCUGCUUGAAAUGCCACGCGACAGAUUGGCACAACUACUGAAAUCUCCGCAACAGCUGAAUGAAAAAAUCCAGGUCGCUGCUGCAGCUCUACAGAUGGCUGGCCCAAGCUGAAUCCUGCUUUAGGUCAAGGA